GGGUGGACUUUGGGGCAGGUGGGAAGCCAUGGAAAGGGGUUUCCAGGCGGGUGGCACUCAGACCUUGAGCAGGCGGCCGCAUUGUGAAGCUGCCAAAGUCUCUCUAGUGGUGGAAUCUGCAAAUCUCUUCCAGAAAGGAGAUGGGAACACGAAACGAAUGAUGGCCCGUCCUUUCUCCCUUGCAAGUGUUCCGCAUCUGUAGGGUCUCCCUACUUCUUCACCCACGCCAGUUUGCACCCGGUGGGUUAGUCAUUUGUACGGAGCCAACAUGCUGAGUGUGUAUGUGGAUGGCUGCGAUGCACAGUAUCUGGAGUAGAGCAGAAAAAUUAUUAUGCCUGUGUUCCCUUGUGACUCAUUGGAAAUUGUACAGUGACAUCUUCUGGGAUUUAGUCUGGAGUGUGCAGACUGGUGGCUAAAAUGGAAGUAGAUGUUAAUGGAGAGUCCAGAAGUACCCUGAGCACCCUGCCCUUGCCCAUGGCCGAGGCGAGCUCCCCGGGAAAGGCAGAGGCAGAGAAGCCCCGCUGCUCCAGCACACCAUGCUCACCGAUGCGCCGGACUGUGUCAGGCUACCAGAUCCUCCACAUGGACUCUAACUAUUUGGUGGGCUUCACCACUGGUGAGGAACUCCUGAAGUUAGCCCAGAAGUGCACAGGAGGUGAAGAGGGUAAGGGAGAAGCCAUGCCUUCCUUGCGCUCCAAACAGCUGGAUGCAGGACUUGCGCGUUCCUCUCGUUUGUAUAAAACCAGAAGUAGGUACUACCAGCCAUACGAGAUUCCAGCUGUCAACGGCAGGAGGCGAAGGCGGAUGCCCAGCUCAGGAGACAAGUGCACUAAAUCUUUACCUUAUGAACCUUAUAAGGCCCUCCAUGGGCCUCUGCCUCUUUGUCUUCUUAAAGGUAAGAGGGCUCACUCCAAAUCUCUGGACUACCUCAACCUAGAUAAAAUGAACAUCAAGGAGCCAGCUGACACAGAAGUGCUACAGUACCAGCUUCAACACCUAACCCUCCGGGGGGACCGUGUGUUUGCCAGGAAUAAUACAUGAAUGACCUGCUGAGUGUGUAAACCAGUUUAGGGCAGCCUGUACUUGGCUAGAAAAACCCACAGUUGUACUCUGUACAGGACUCUUCACGUUAUAGAUGGUUAUAUCAGCUAAGUGUUCCAGGAACAUAAAAAUUGUUUGCAUCAAAUUUUGAAUACAGAAGUAAAAUCACAGGUACUUGGGGAGAAAUCACUCUAGAGCACGCAACUACAAAGAAAACAGAAUGUUGACCAUUAGUUUGUAUAGCUUUUUAGCUAGGAAAAAAGGCUUUGGUACGGUAAGAUCUUUACGAUUCUCACGCUGGAGUCAGGAAUGCUAUUCUGCUUGGUUGUUGCUGACUUGGUAUGAUUCAUUAGAAAUUUAUAUCUUAAGUACUUAAGUACUUCUUUAAUCUCUGUAUUUUACUAUAAAAUGUAUGUAAUGAUUUGUUUUAUGAAAUUUAGAACUUGAACAUUGCUGAAUUGGACCACUUUUUAUUUUUAAAUAUUACGUUUAAAUAUUUUAUAACUGGUUUUGCACUGAAAAAAAUAACAUUUCAGAUUGACAAGAGAAUAAUCUUUCUUCACUUGCCUCAAUACUAAUAUUGAGCAAUGAAUUUUUUAUUUCCGCAUGGAAAGGUAUUGAUCUCUAUGGCUGUAAAAUAUUUCUUUAUAGCGUUAUUAACGUGUGUCUUAAUAAAAUUAAAUUUGGGAUACAAAGUAUUUAUUUUACAAUAGGUGGGGGGGAAGCUUUUCCAGAAAGUUUCCUAUCUGAAAUUUUCAUAAGUUGAAAAAGUUUCCUUUGAGCUUAUUUUCUAAUUUAAAAUUCAUCUGGAACUUUAAAGUGGAAAGAUUCUUUUGGUUGUGGAUUAUAGGCAUAAUACAGUCUGCAUCUGAAUGUUCUGUAAGUGAAUGGAACUUUAAUAGAGGAAUUCAUGAUUUCUACUAUUGAAUGCUUAAUAUGAAGUGAUACCAUUCAGCACUGCAUCAGGUCAUUCCAGGUUUUAGUUUUUGCAGCACAAGCACUCAUUGAAAUUCCAGUUUCUAGGAUUAGUGUAGGAGCCUAAGGGGCUUCUACAGUUUUAAUGGGUUAAUCCUGGAUUACUUAACAAUUUAUGUCAAUUGCACUGGUUUAAUUUGUUGCUAAAGAGAUAUUGCCCUGGCUUUAGUAACAAAUACAGCUCAACUAUUCUUGAAUAUAUUUUGGAAAAAAAAUGUAUGUAACUUACCUUUUGUAAAAGUUUCUAUUUCUUUUCUUCUUUUUUGACUCUUGAAGGUGCAAUUUAUAACUGAAUUGGCAUUUCUGGCAGCAUUGAACUGCUUAUUUUAAAUUUUAUUUUGGGGGCUAUGAGUUUCUUAGGUGUUAGCAAUCUUGCUUAUAAAAUAAGAACACCUUUUAAUUAAUCAGUGGGCCAUUCCUGGUGCAGUUGGGACUUUUCUUAGCCAGAAUGAAUGGCAAACUAUUUAGAGCAGAGUAAGUAUUAGAAAACCCUAGGAGCUCCUAAUCAACAUUUAUUAUGCUUUCACUGAGGCAGACUGUGUGAUUGAACCUUGGUGAAGUUGGCCCAUAUCUUCCUGAGUUCAUCAAAUUUCUUGGUGGGCUGUAAAUUUUCAGCUGUUGAUACUUUAACGUAAAUUGCACCUUUGUAACAUAUUGUAUUGACGAAUGAUCACUAAGAUUAACUAUAUCUAUACAGUCAUUAGUAUGACAAGAAAUAGAAUCCUGUCAGAUGCCAAAGAGUUGGGAUUUUUACGUUUAAUGAUUAAACAUCGUUAUUUAUUGAUGAUUUACCCUGUGGAACUGUAUUAUUUCUAACUAUGAAAUAAAAGGGUGAUGUAAACACACAUUGUUGUGUGAUGCUUUAAACAAAGUCCACCAUCAACAGGCGGGUCACUGUUCAAGAAUUCCACCUAAGCACGUAUUUUUAGGCCCCGUUUUUGUUUUAAAAAAUUACUUUUGGUGCUCAUUUACGUUCCAAGGUAAAGGCUGUGUUCACAACAAUGAUUGUAUUCACUUGUUAGGAAACACAGCUGUACACCUGUGAGAUCUUUUCCUGCCUAUGCACCUGAAUCCUUUCUUGAGCUAAAUAAAACUAUGUAGCUUUUUGUUUUGUUUUGUUUUGUUUUUACUUAAAGACAGGUAAAAAAAAAAAACCCAAACAAUUCUGUGGUGGAAAUGAAGGGGUUAAAAGUUGGAGAUAUGGUGCAUAAUUUGUUAUGUCUGAUUAGUAAAAAUAAUGUAAUUUUAAAUUUGGUGUGCUAGAAAGUUCCAAAAGUCAUGGUCAGUAGUUUUUCUGUGUUUGUGGAGCCCUUCAUUACUUUAUUCUUGCCUUCUGUGCGCUCUACGGGCAGGUGCUCCUACAGUAGAUACUAUACUGUUGAGAGAAAAAGGUUAGGCUGGAUCUCUUUGAGUUGAAAAAAUCCUGUUUCCUUGAGUCUUUUAACGUGUUCUGUUUUUGAACUUUCUCCCCUCGUUUUUAUUCAAUUUAAUAUUCCAGACUGAACGGGGCACACUUUUGGCCACUAUACCUGAUGAAGUUACUUUAUAGUUCCUGCCCUUAAAUAUGUUGCAGUACCACAUAACUUUUUUUUCCCAGAAAUACCAUGUUUUAGAGGUUCAGCUGAUGCGUACAGCAAUAGAACUUCAGUGCUUGCCUCAAUUUGUGGUGAGCUGCUGUGGCUCCUCUGAGUCCCCUUGGCUGCAGUGGUACCUCUGGUUCCUGGACUCCUGUAGUCUGCAGUCAGGGCUGAAACUACUAUGGGCAGGGAUUAAAACUUAAACUCACUGACAACCCCCAGAUCUUCUGGACUCAGGCUGGGCUACUCUUCCAGCUUAGUGAGUCCCGUCCAUUGGCCCUUAGUGCCCAUAAUAAUGCCCAUAUGUAGGUCACUGUCUUUUUCCCUUCGUUGAGAUGUUUACUUAAAUGAUUUUGGGGCUUGGGGAAGCAUUUAGAAGAUUCUGUAUUAACUUUUAAAGGUAUUCUGGCCUUUCACUAAAGAAGGACUAUUUCUUGGGAUCUUGAGAAAAGCAACCUAUUUUUACUUAUUUUCUCAUCCUAACAUACUUUUAUCUCAGAAAGGCUUU
Molecule: messenger RNA, 4101 nt
Organism: Phyllostomus discolor (pale spear-nosed bat)
Lineage: Eukaryota; Metazoa; Chordata; Mammalia; Chiroptera; Phyllostomidae
Gene: MACIR
Product: macrophage immunometabolism regulator
Exons: 3
Coding region: 418-1041 (207 amino acids)
Biological process (GO): negative regulation of cytokine production involved in inflammatory response; negative regulation of fibroblast migration
Source: RefSeq, a predicted model, not a curated record